Molecule: messenger RNA, 4714 nt
Organism: Aedes albopictus (Asian tiger mosquito)
Lineage: Eukaryota; Metazoa; Arthropoda; Insecta; Diptera; Culicidae
Gene: MED23
Product: mediator of RNA polymerase II transcription subunit 23
Exons: 7
Coding region: 357-4625 (1422 amino acids)
Biological process (GO): positive regulation of gene expression; regulation of transcription by RNA polymerase II
Cellular component (GO): transcription regulator complex; mediator complex
Source: RefSeq, a predicted model, not a curated record
AAAUAGUUGCGAAAUUAAAAAUCAUGUUUUGCUUAAACUAACGAUUUUAAAAGGUGAAAAAAAAAAUGGUUGUGAAAAAAAGUUUCGCCGCUUUUGAUUUUUGCUCCUGGAAUUAUGUUUGUUUACAAACUUUGCGCUGUCAUGGGGAACCAAGCCGCCGAGCCGCCGCUAUUGAGUUCAACGAGGCGGCUGGAAGUGGGAACCAGAGAUGUUGGCUCGUUAUUUUCCUGUGGGGCAGUAUUGCGGUGACAGGAGGCUGUAAACAACAGUUCAGGCGGCGUUCGUUUUGCUAUUCAAAAAAUCGUCAAUUUUCACACUUUUUCCCCAGUAUUAUGAACUAAAAACCGUGCGAAAAGAUGGCAACCGAUACGCAGAUUAUAAAACUGGUGGAGGAGAUUCUGUGCGAGAAGACCAAUGACUACGACUACGAGGGCCCGAUGCCGGACGAGGCGGAACUGGCCAAGCGGGCCGAGGAUGGGAUGAAAAAGUUUGGCACGGUGUUCGCCGGGAUGUCCCAGGAAACGAAGGAGAAUGCGUUGCGUUCGUGCUUGAUCCAUGUGGCCGGGAUCAAUCACCGGAAUAAGGUCCGGAAGCACAUGCAAGUGUUGCGGGAUCUGGUCGCGAAGGGAAUCAUUCCGGCGCGGUUGCUCUGCGAGCAGAUUAUGAGUUCGGAAAAGCUGGUCUAUCAGAAUCAGAGCUUCUGGAUCGAGUGCUUCCAGGUGGUGCGCCGGGUGAUCGGUGGCGUCGACUACAAGGGCGUCCGGGAGAUCAUGAAGUGCUGCAAGGAGAAGGCUCUGUCGUUCCCGGCGGGAAUCAGUUCCAGCAUCCUGCCGCAGAUGCUGGAACUGACCGAGGUCAUUGAGCACAUCUUCAACCGGAAUGCGUGUCUUCUUCCGGCGUACUUCAUCAUUAAUGAGAUCCAGAAGGCGGACUACCAGGACACCCACUGGCGGAUUGCCAAUCUGAUCGCUAACUUCAUCGAGGAGUUUGUGAUCGUGGCGCAGAUGUUGUCGAUCAUAGGCCACUCGUCGAUGCUGCCGAUCGUGGAGCACUCGUCCUACGCGGACAAUCUGAUCAAUCCGUGGAAGCUGGAUCCGAACACGCUGAAGCUGGCCCUGAGGGGAAACCUGCCGUACGAGCCGGAAUUGCUCCAGCCGCAGAUUAAACUGUUGAGGUUCGUGCUGGAACAGCCCUAUUCGAGGGACAUGGUCUGCUCGAUGUUGAAUUUGCAGAAGACCCAGAAGCAGAAGUGCAUGGCGCUGGAGGAACAGCUGGUGUGGUUGGUUAUGUGCGCCAUGGAGUGUUCCGAAAAGGAACCGGUUCACACGACGGUGGACGAUGAAGUUUCCAGCCACACCCAGUGGGUGUGGCUGCAUUUGAGCUCGCAGCUGAUCUACUUUGUGCUGUUCCAGUUUGCCACGUUCCAGAACAUUGUGAACACAUUGCACGACAAGUUGGCAGUCAGCAAUCUACGGCGAGGUCGGGACCAUUUGAUGUGGGUUUUGUUACAGUACAUUUCCGGAAGCAUCCAGAGGAACUCAAUUACCAAUUUUUUGCCGAUAUUGAAAUUGUAUGACAUUCUCUACCCGGAAAAGGAACCGCUUCCGGUUCCGGAUUACAACAAUCCUCUCUGUACCCAUCAAAUGGCCCCAACUUGCAUUUGGAUUCACCUUCUAAAGCGAGCUCAAUCCGAGCACUACAACAUCAACCGGCCCAUCCCGACGGCCCUCAAGCUGCACCACGAUUUCCUCCAGCAUCUGGUCCUACCCAACAACAACGCCACCCUCUGUCUGGGAUCGGACUACCGGCUGGCCCUGCUCUGCAACGCCUACUCCACCAAUCCGGACUACUUCUCCCGGCCGAUGGCCGCCCUGAUUGAAACCAUCCUCGGCAACUGCAAGAAUCAAUCCGCUGGCAGUGGUGGUUCCACCUCCGCCCAAUCCCUCCCAACCGUCCCGCUUUCCAUGUGCGUCCUGGAUAGCCUCACGAUCCACAGUAAGAUGUCGCUCAUCCACAGCAUCGUGACGCACAUGAUCAAACAGGCCCAGAACAAGAGCGCCACCCUGCCGAACUCGAACAACAUGGCACCAGCUCUGGUGGAAACCUAUUCCCGCCUGCUGGUGUACACCGAGAUCGAAUCUCUCGGUAUAAAGGGUUUCCUCGGACAGCUGCUUCCACAGGUGUUCAAGUCCGCCGCCUGGGGAAUUCUGUACACGCUGCUGGAGAUGUUCUCCUAUCGGAUGCACCACAUUCAGCCGCACUACCGGGUGCAGUUGCUGUCGCAUCUGCACUCGCUGGCUUCAGUGCCGCAUACCAAUCAGAUGCAGUUGCACUCCUGCGUUGAAUCGACAGCCCUCCGUCUCAUCACCGGUCUCGGCUCGGUCGAAGUUCAAGCCCAGAUGACCCGCUACGUAAACGAACAGAAGGCCCCGGGAAACAUCGUUUCCGCUGAAAGCGAAGAGUUGAACCGAGCUCUCAUUCUAACCCUAGCUCGCUCGAUGCACAUCACCGGCACCGGAAACGACACCCAGUCCACCACGUGGUGCAAGGAACUGCUGAACAGUAUCAUGCAGAAUACGCCGCAUACCUGGUCGCAGCACACGUUGCAGUGUUUCCCGCCGGUGCUGAACGAUCUGGUCGUGCAGCACAACGUCCCGAAGGAGAACAAACAGCUGCUGAAGAAAUCGGUGGACGAGGAGUACCGCAACUGGACGUCGAUGUCCAAUGAAAACGAUAUCAUUGGGCACUUUGGUUCGGCUGGCACACCAGGGACGCCACCGCUGUUCCUGUGUUUGCUGUUCAAGAUGAUCGUCGAGACGGACACCAUCAGUCCGGUGGCGUACAAAAUCCUAGAACGCAUCGGCGCACGCGCCCUUUCCGCGCACCUACGCAAACUCUGCGACUACCUCGUAUUCGAGGUAUCCAACUCGGCAGACGGUGCCCACGUCAAUAAGUGCGUCGACACCAUCAACGACAUGAUCUGGAAGUACAACAUCAUCACCAUCGAUCGACUGGUGCUCUGUCUCUCGCUCCGCACCCUCGAAGGAAACGAAGCCCAGGUCAGCUUCUGUAUCAUCCAGUUGCUGCUGCUGAAAACCUCGGAGUUCCGCAACCGGCUGCAGGAGUUCGUCAGCAUCAAUUCGCCCGAGCACUGGAAGCAGAACAACUGGCACGAACGCCAUCUGGCGUUCCACCAGAAGUUCCCGGAGAAGUUCACCCCGGACGAAUCGGUGUCGCACCCGUCGCUGCCGGUCUACUUCGGGAACGUGUGCUUGCGCUUCCUGCCGGUGUUGGACAUUACGAUCCAUCGGUACCUGGAGGUGCCGGCGACGAUGAGCAAGACGUUGGAUGUUUUGUUGGAUCAUUUGGGACCCCUGUACAAGUUCCACGAUCGGCCGAUCACGUAUUUGUACAAUACGUUGCAUUACUACGAGCGGAUGCUCCGGGAUCGGCCGCCGUUGAAGAAGCGAUUGGUCGGAACGGUUAUCGGAUCACUUAAAGAUGUCCGGCCGGAUAAUUGGGCUGUAACGGAGCAGUACCAGUCGUACAUGGCCAAGAAGGACGAAGCCGUCAAUUGGGUACCGGAUUUGAACUACUACAUCUACCUGGUCCGGCGUAUGCAGGACACCAUCGACGGUACCAACGUCUUUCCGGGAACCGAUUGGCGCUUCAACGAGUUCCCCAACCCACCGGCCCAUGCCCUGUACGUUACGUGCGUCGAACUGCUGGGACUCCCGGUCGGGCCCCAGGGCGUUGCCAAUAGCCUAAUUGACGUGGUGGUCAAAGGCUAUCCGGUCAUUCCGGCCCAAAGCGUGCACAAUUGGAUCAACACGAUCGGGCUGAUCAUGGCUGCCCUGCCGGAGUCCUACUGGGGUGUGAUCUACGAACGGCUACGGGAGGUCAUCAGCUGCUCGCAGAUGACCAAAUGGAUGCACCGGCAGAGUCCGUUCGAGCUGUUCAACUUCAAGAUCGUGCGGGAAGCCAUGCUGGAGAAGAGCUACGUGCUGAUCUUGGCGAUCGCGCAGAGCAUUCUGCAUCACAGCGGAAUCGGGCAGAUCGCGACGGUUACAGACUAUAUCAAGGAAAACUUCAAGCCCAUCAUCAAAACCGAGUACCAGCUGAUCAACCUGUGUCACCUGGUUGGUCCGUUCCUGAACCGUCUUAGCACCGAGCGACCACGCGCAGUUUCCGACAUAACCCUGAUUCUGUACGAGCUGCUCGAACAGGUCGACAAGGCACAACCUUCGAUCGCCCUCAAAUACAUGGACCCGAUCUGCGAUCUGCUGUACCACAUCAAGUACAUGUUCAUCGGGGAUAUGAUGAAAUCGGACCUGGAGGCGAUCAUCCGUCGGCUACGGCCGGCACUGCAGAUGCGUCUACGGUUCAUCACCCGGUUGAACGUGGACGAGAUUGGGGUCGAUCAGCAGAAUGUCGAUGCGUCGUCGGUGACUGGUCAGGGUACGACCGGUCCAGGUGGUCCCCAAUCGCAGCAGCAACCGCUUGGUGGUGCUGGACAAGGGGGAGGUCAACCGGCGGUUGCUCAACAACAGCAGCAGCAGCAACAACAGCAAGCUCAACAACAGCAGCAACCGCAGCAGCAGCAAGUGCAGGUGCAACAGCAGUAGAUGGUAAGUAAUCGAUAAGAAAGCAUUUAUUCACAAUACGUUAGAAUUUACAACAUUAAGAAUAUGAUACUUGGUAGCUUAGAGCGAGC